Messenger RNA from Annulohypoxylon truncatum, 1650 nucleotides. RefSeq names its product GMC oxidoreductase. NCBI's taxonomy places the organism in Eukaryota, Fungi, Ascomycota, Sordariomycetes, Xylariales, Hypoxylaceae. Gene Ontology annotation, molecular function: flavin adenine dinucleotide binding; oxidoreductase activity, acting on CH-OH group of donors. The record is from RefSeq and is a predicted model, not a curated record. The coding region runs from base 1 to 1650 and encodes 549 amino acids. The transcript has a single exon.
AUGUCGGAAUCCACAACGUUUGACUACGUGAUAGUUGGUGGGGGUCUUAGCGGCUGCGCUCUAGCUUCUCGCCUUAGAAGCUCGAAACCUGAUAGCUCUAUUCUAGUUGUCGAGGCUGGCCCGGACCCCGCCCCGGAGCACGAUGUCGUAACGCCUCUGGGAGGGUUCGCUCUACAGGGCAGCGCGCUGGACUGGCAAUUCCCUACCGCCGCCACCCCGUCAACUGCCGGCCGCACGCACACUCUCACGGCCGGAAAGACGCUAGGCGGCGGAAGCAUGCUCAACUACGGCGGAUGGUCCCGCGGCGAUCCCGAGGACUACGAUACGUGGGCGAGGCGGCUAGGUGGAGACGAUCGUUGGAGUUACGCCGGGCUCUUACCUUACUUCAAACGCUCUGAGAGAUUUUUCGAUGCCAACGCCGACAAAGAGGGACAUGGUUUCGAAGGCCCCUUGAAAGUUACCCCGGUCAGUGCGAGUCACGGAGCUAGGAAAUAUCCUCUUCGCAAUCCCAUCGAGCAGGGAUGGAAGGAGCUCGGCGUAGAGAAAAAUCCAGACCCUUUCGUGGGCGGCUUGGCUGGGCUGAGCGAAUAUUACGAGAGCUGGGUAGAUGGGAAAAGGCGACCUGCUCAACUCGCAUACCCGUUAGGUGGUGUCACCGUGAAGACGUCCUGCCCAGCCUUGCAGAUUCUCUUCGAGAAAGGAGGCGCACUGCCAAGAGCAACGGGAGUCAAGCUGGCAAACGGCGAGACAAUCACGGCGAAAAAGGAGAUCGUUUUAUCUGCAGGCUCGCUGCAAACGCCACGCCUCCUACUCCGCUCGGGCGUCGGGGACCCGUCGACCCUAUCUACACACGGGGUCCCCCUAGUCCAGCCCCUCCCCGGCGUAGGCCAGCAAUAUUUCGACCACUUUGCCUUGUUCCAAUGGUUCAAGCUCAAAGACCCCUCUCGCGGACUCGCCGUGGGCCAUCCGAACCUGUCCGAUCCGGCCUUCGUAGCCGGCAUGCCAGCGGACUGGAAUAACAACGAAGGUCCCCCACGCCACGUUUUGGAGAAAGCUCUCGACGAAGAUGGCGUCACCGGGGCCGAGCGCGAAGCCCUGCUCCAGCCAGGGCGCGUUUUUGUGGAGAUACUGGUCGUUUACCACCCGUUAGCGCCCGCGUUCCCUCUCGACGGCAGCAUCGUGUGCACGUCCACCAUGCUCACCCUGCCCAGCAGCCGCGGUCGCGUAUCGUUGGCCCAAGACGUCGAUAGCGCGACCCCGCUCAUCGAGCCCAACUAUUUCACUACGGCGCUCGAUCGCGUUUGUCUCAUCCACGGCGUGAGGCGCGUCCUCAAACUCAUGCUCGGCACGGAAGCUAUGAAAGGCUAUGUGGAGUCGGAGGCGGUGUUUCCAGGUUUGACGGCGCUGACGCCAGAGUCCUCCGACAGCGAGAUCGAGGACAGGAUCAGAGCUGUCGGCGUGGCCCACUUUCACGCUGCGGGGAGCUGCCCCAUGGGCACUGUCGUAGAUGGGGAUCUGAAGGUUAAGGGGGUGCAGGGUCUCAGAAUCUGCGAUGCUAGCAUCUUUCCAGCCCCCGUGGGCGGACACCCAAUGGCGAGUUUGUAUGGUGUUGCGGAACAAGCCGCUGACAUCAUCGCCGCCGAUGCUUAG